UGUGAAUAAUCACUAAUUUCAACAAGAAUAAUAAAUCGUGUGAGAUAAUGAUAUUUCAUUUGUUAUAGUUACUGAAAGACUAGUGACAAAGCGUCUGUAUGUUACGCGUUUAUUCAAAGUGAUGGAACCAAGCCUAUCAGAAUUGCCUAUUACGGAAUAUCAAUUUAUAAAGACUAUUGGGAAAGGAUCCUAUGGAGAAGUUUGGCUGUGUAGGCAUAAUGUUGACAGGAAGCAUUAUGUUAUUAAGAAAAUAGAUGUGACGAAAUCUUCUGACAAGGAAAGGAAGGCGGCCAAGCUUGAGUGCAAACUCCUUUCUGAAUUUAAACAUCCUAACAUAGUGCAAUACAAAGCCUCCUUCGAAUAUCAAGGUUUUUUGUAUAUUGCAAUGGGAUUUUGUGAAGGCGGUGAUUUAUAUACAAGACUAAGGAUGAGAAACGGAAGCCUUCUACCUGAACGUCUUUUAGUUGAGUGGUUUGUUCAGCUGGCUAUCGCUCUGCAAUAUAUGCACGAAAGAAAUGUUUUGCAUAGAGACUUGAAAACCCGAAAUAUAUUCCUAACACGUACAAAUAUAGUGAAACUUGGUGAUCUUGGGAUAGCCA
Messenger RNA from Trichobilharzia szidati, 599 nucleotides. The record is from the annotation of a GenBank genome assembly. NCBI's taxonomy places the organism in Eukaryota, Metazoa, Platyhelminthes, Trematoda, Strigeidida, Schistosomatidae.